AUGUAUCAAAGGACGAAUUUCAGUCGCCUUCUAAAUAAUGGGGUGAGAAAUGAUUCACACGACCUAAAGGUGAGUGAACUUCUCUUUUACGAUGUUUGCAAUCAUGUUGCAGGGUUACUUAGCCAGCCUUGGUGGAAACGCUGGAAAUUCCUCUACACUUGCGAAGAAAAAGAAAUACAUUAGUUUGGAAGGGCUGAGUGAGAUUUCUAUCACGGAGUCCUCUGCUUCAGAAGAUGGAAAGGGACUCAAAGGCGUUGGUGGAAUCGGCGCAUCAUUUCUUAAAUCCAACGCAAGGUUGCGCAUCCUAUUAUACCUCUUAAAUGAUAUUUCAACCAAAAGUUUCUCCUUUGCAAAGACAAAAUAUAGAACCAAUAAACUCUAGUUAUACGGUGCGUUUUAAUGAAAACGAGGCCGUGUGUACCGUCAGUACCUAAUUACUUCAAGUUGGCCGACCUAGUGUGAAACAGUCCUAAGACAAAAAAUUAGUUUCAAAUUCGCCUUAUUUUCUCUCUCAUUUGCUGUUCCGCUGCUGUUUUCGCCCUGACUGAGCUUCAAAAUCAGCAAUAAUACUUUGCUUUUUGAGAGAAAACUGUUUACAAUCUCAAGUGCUUAAGCGAUUUGAUUAACCUUCAUUUAAUCAAACGCCCCACAUUAUUUGUCAUUUAACGGACAAACCAAAUGAAGCCAUUUCUAUCGAACUCUUUACGACUUUCACUCGAGAUUAUGGCUUCAUCCCCGUGCAGUUUGCAUUCUAUAAGAUAUAAAGGCCCGUAAAUAUAUUUUCUUAUAUGUCGCACUUGUCAUUUCGACGCCUUUACCUUGAUACCUUGAUGCCUUGAUUUUGUCUUCUCAGCAGAACAGUUAGAGGACGCAAUACAACUGUUAGAACUGCCUCCUGAGUUGGUGGUGAAACUUCUGAUUUUUCUCUGAUUUUUUCUCUGAUUCGCUGCUCUUUCUUAAUGUGCAUGUUCAAAUGAACGUUUUUAAUUGGGUGUCGUAAUGAGUACAUUAGCGUUCAUCUCAAAAUCGUAGGUUUUGGAUACGUUUUAGAUUCUAGCUAUGUUGUUCUUAGGAUUCAGAAGCAUCGGAAAUGUUUUAUUAUUUUUCAAAAAAUGAUGGUGCUAUAAAAAGGCAUUCUUCUCAAGGACAUCUUUUUGGAGCAACGCCUUAAUAACGACAACUUGGUUUAUUCUUACUGUUUGAUACGUAGGUCUUUUGCGUCGGGAAUUCUAUGUUUACCUAAAUUUAAGCUACUUAUUUGAUGUUGUCAGUUUGUCUGCUAGCGUCUUGACUUCAAUAGACUUUUUAUUACGAAAACGAAGGAAGGCCAUAGAGGACGGUGGAAAUAAGGCCAAACUUCCACCAUCCGACAAGGACUCAUACUCAAUCUCCUCCUCCUACAACUCACUAGAUGAAGGUUUGUAGCAAUCUUUUAAACUUGUUUUGCAUCUCCCUUAUCUACAAUUUCCGCAUAUAUAAAUUCAGCAGAUUUUCUUCGGUGGACAAAUCAGGAAAGUUUGUUCUUUUUGUUGUUUAUCACUCAUUGUAAGUUACACAGUGCCAGUCUAUUGCCCAUCGCGUCUUUCUUCAAACUGACCGGGUUCGAUCCAAAUUGGUGAGAUGCAUAGUCGGACGUACGUUUUACUAGUGGCAAACUCAACAGAAUAUACUUUUAUGGCGGUGCACUGGUUGAAACUUAGGCCCCGGCCCGGACUGAUUAUCUGCCAAAGGAGUUUUAAUCGAGAACAUACUAGCCACUCGGCUGGUAGCAUACAGCCAUGUACGGGUCUAGCGGCUAGAGCUGAUAUGCCUGCCAUCUGCAUUCGUUUCAUGGGACAGCAUCAAUUCUCCCUGGCACAGAGUUUGCCUGUUUCCGGUGCAAACGAUGGGAAGUGAAGGCUCACAAAAUUAAUUCGGCGUCGCAAAAAAAUAAAGUGAAUCAUUCCACCCGCACCCUUGCCUUGGAUUCUUCUUCCACAAGGAGCUAGUUUAUAAAGUCUAGACGAGACAUAAGAAGCUUCUUGAUUGGGAAACCACAACCAAUCUAAGUGCAGUGUGAGAGACUGAUAAGUCACUUUUUGAUUGCACACCUGUUCGCGUGGCGGUUUUUCUUGGGACUGCAGCAUUUAACUAGAACAAUCUUCCCGCCGCGUUUAUCAUUGAGUGUUUAAGCUAGAGCAGUAACCCUUUGUAGCCGAAUACUGUCCUUCAGCCUUGUAUACCCUCGAGCAGUAUCUGCGACCAAACAUAAAUUGGGUGAUGAUAGCCGAUUGAAAAAGCGCUGAGCAGGUCAGAAACUCCUGAUUGUCCUCCUGGCCCUGUUAUUACCUCAGUCGGUUUACUGUAUCAGAUUUGGUGGAUUCCAGACGUUGUAGUAGGCUGGGCGAGUAACCUUCCCCAAUUGGGACUAAACUUACGUCUCCCGGUGGGGCCUCGUAGCUCAGGUAGUUGGAGCGUUGGUUGUACUAAAGCCUUCCUUUUGCUGUCGUGGGUUCGAAUCCCACCAAGGCGCCGAGUUUUUCACAGUUGGGGCAAUGUGAGCUUUUGGUUUAUUUAUGAUCUCUCCACCUGUUGCUGUGGUAGGCCGUAAAAAGAUGGUUAUUUUUUCGACUGCGACACUCAACUAGAACAGAUUUCCUUCUGCGAACAUCGUUAAAUGUGAAUUGAUAACGGCAGCAAGAACAAAAGCAGUAACUUUUUGCAUUCGACUACUGUCCUCCAGCCCUGUAUAGUCUCGGGUAGUAUUUGCGACCGAACACAAGGCGGCUUAUGACGGUCGAUUGAAUGAGCAAUGAGAAGUCCCACAGCAUUUGUGGUCUUAAUUUUUUCCGUGCUUUCUUCCACCUGGCUAUUAUGUGUUUUGUUUCUUUAUGAUCUCUGCUAAGGCAAGGGAACUACCUUUCUUUGGGGUGUCCGUUCCACAUGUCCAUUUUGUUUGUCUCUUUGGAAAAAAUACAGAAUUGUUAAAACCUUGUUUGUUGGCACAUUUGGGGCAUUUAAAAUGUCCAUCUAUCGUUUUUGCACUUGCAUACUUCCAGACCCUCGCAGGAAAAACAAUAUAUAUUAACUUUCAAUGUUUUAAAAUGCCUGUUCGGCCUGCAUCAGGGAUGCAGUACCGUCCACUAAAGUGCCAAGGUUUUAAAGAAUGCUGAUUGUUUGCAUUAAGGUUCCGAUGGCAAUCACGAAUUCGGCAUUGGCGUCACAGUUUGUAAUAUCACGCCUUCUCACCCUCUUGGCCUCUCAAUGUUGACCUCUACCGAGCUACCCGAUUAAGACAAGGCAGAUUGCUCAGUGUUGAAUAAAGUAUCGAGAAAUCGAUUGCUGGAACAGAAGUUACACUCUUCUGUAGUCGAACUUUGGUAUCCGAUGUUUUAACUUGAUGCAUCAUUAGCCGGGUUGAGUCUGCAUAGGCAUAGAGCAUCAUCCAGAGAACCGCCGUUGCACCGGUUCAUAGAACUUUCCCCUGAGAACAGUGUAUUUCACCCAGUGUUUCGGUGCCUCUCUUCUCUACCUAGGGUCCGAGUUGGAAUCUAAUCUGAAGACGACGCCACCUUAUCGGUCUGCGCGCAGCAGCCGCCUACAGGAGGGCAAAGGGACUCCAACAAAAACACCAACCCUGACGCUGCCCCCCUCCUCACAGAGGUCCUACUUGGACCAAGACGUACGUUGACCCACAAUGCCAUAAAAUCCGACUUCAGUUGUGUUUUUGGUUUGCUGACCUUGCAUAGUUUUCGGAAAGGGUUAGCUCGCAGUUGGUAGCCAGGAACGGGGAGGCGGACGGCGGGGUCUCUGUCUUACAGGAAUGGUGGGAAAGAGUGUUAUAUGGGUGGGGUAAGUGGAAGUGCUGCUGAACAAAUGCUGGAGUUUCGAGGAAAAAAUAAAGCAAACGAAAAAAAUGUUGGGAAAUUUUAGUAAGGUAGAGUAAUGGUAGAAAUUGAAAAAAAUCCCGCGGAAUACAGCACAGCCUGCGGAAAAAGAAAGAGGUAAAUAGUGAUAGGAUAACCCUAAACUUCACCUUAAUCCUAGCUUUAACGCUAACCUUAACCUUAACCCUAAACUUUAUCUUAACCCUAACCCAAACCGUUAACCGUUAAUCGUCAACCGGUAACCCUAACCCUGAAGCCGAUCCCCAACCAUAAAGUCUAACCAUAAUCGUAAACCUAAACCCUAGCCCUAACACUGAAACCGGACCCUUUACGCAAAUCCUAAUCAUGAAACAUAACCUACGCCUAACCGUAACCCUCACUAAACCCAACAGCCUGACCGGAAUGGCCGACCUACCUCACGCAGUAGAAGCACACCUACUGAUAACCAGUUCCCUAGACAAGUUAAACACCCCCACUGAUAACAAGUAAGUACGUCGACAGUAUCAACGUACAGGGCCUGGCUACCAACUGCGAUCUUACCUCGGAAAGUACUGGGCCCAGCUUUUGUCAAAACAGUAGAUUCUUAUGCCAAUAGAUGCAUUGGAGAAUAAUCCCCCAUGGCAAUAAUGGAUGACCAAUUUGGACUUUGAAAAAAGCGCUUCCUUAAAGACUAGGCAUGUUCAGCAGUCGUCAUUGCACUUUGGAAAGUAUAGAAUACACAUAAAACGGAAGAUGGUCUUCAGCGCGACCAGCGAAAACAAGAUGUGUCAUAGUACGAAUCAUCCCUACUCUUGAUGUCUUGUCAGCCGAAGUCAAAGGGGCUCAACUCUGAACUUGACGGCCUGUCGAUGGAGACAUAGGGCUUCUGUGGAUUCCUACUUCUCGGGUAACGUAACAGACACCGCCAAAGUUUGCUUGGUUUCAGUUUUCUGUCACGACGUGGUCUUCUAAAGCAUGAUGGCAAAAGUCGAUCAUUCCCUGUGGGUGGACCCGAUCUGGCCGAUACAGUGAAUAGCAUUGAAUUAUUGCCGAUGGAGAGUAGGCGGAGUGGCUAUUUCGCCUUUCCUGAUCGGCCCUACCCCGGACUAGGAGAACCUCGAUUCAGAGAAGUGCAAUCCGCUUCGCCUUGAAACCCCUCUCCAGAACCUUUUCGGGCGACAGCAGAAAAGACACUGAGGGAGACAGUGAAGAAUAGAAGGAUCAUUUCUAGUUCUUGCGCAUCCGCCUUUUGCCUACAGUAGGUGUGCUAACUCCUGAAAUGUUAGCCGAAAUUCAGAAAUGCGUUUUCGUUCCGAAAAGAUUACUAAAGUAAGGUUAAAGAAUUAAUCAUCGUGCAACAUAACUCUAAAAUAAUUCAUUUACCCUGGGAUGCCGGCUUUUGAACGAACUUUCUGGCCGCUUGCAAAAGCCACACUCUGUAAAAAAAUGACUGCUUAAUUAGCAUGGAUUUUUCUCAUUGAUUGUCGGUGCCCUUUAAAAUUCAAUUAUCUUCCAUGGAAAACAUGCAUAACGGUAUUCGUUCUUUUAUUCAUUUGGUAACGAAUUACGUCUUCUUCCAGUUUUAUACUCGAAGAAAGGGUAUAAUUCCGUUUUAAAAAACUUUUCCCACUCCCGUAUAAUUUUGAGCACGACCUGCCGUUACACUUGCAUUCAGAGUUUCCAAACCACAAUCCAUAUACUUUCAGCGUACGGAAAACCGUUCAUUCCUGUACGAUAUUAAGAGGAAACUUAAUGGGGAUCAUAAAAUUUGGAAAUGGAUUUGAGCCAUAUUGUAAACUUUAUAGGCCACAUUAACUAAUGCAGGACACGAUGUUUUAUGAACGGACAUUUCACGGUAUUAGAAAUCUCACAAUUAGAAACUUUUUGAAAACCGAAUUAUACCCUUUCUUCGAGUAUAAAAUUGAAAGAAGACGUACUUUUUUACUAAAUGAGUAGAAGAAUACAUAUUUUUAUGCAUUCUUUCCAUGAAAUAUAUUUAAAUUUUUAGAGGCACCGAAAAUUAAUGAGAAUAAUUCAUGAUACUUAAGUAGCCAUUUUUUACAGAAUGUAGUGUUUGCAUGCAGCCGGAAAGAAUUUCGUUUGAAAGCCCGCAUCUUGGGGUAACUGAAUUAUUAUAGACUUAUGCUGCAGGAUGGUUAAUUUUACAACCCUACUUAGGUAAUCUUUUGCGAAACGAAAACGCAUUUCAGAAUUCCGGCUAACAUUUCAUGAGUUAGCACACCUACUGUAAGUUCCUGUAUUCUCACGGACAAGAAGGUGUUUUAUGAAAUGCGGACCUACGUCAAAGCCUGGGGACUAGUGUCUGUCUAUUCGGUGCCCUGUGUUGAGGCCUGGGAGCGCGGACAAGUUACAGGGGUUAUUAGCAUUAUGGUAGUACCGACAAAGACAAGGGAGACUGGAAUGGCCAUUUCUGGCUUACUAGCCGUCCUCAGCUAGUUAUACCCAACCCCGAAAUGUGGAACACCCGAGGCUUGAACUCACGACCUGCCGGUUAGAAGUCCACGCCUCUAACCACCGGGCCACGAGCCCGUUGGUCUGUCGGUUUCGAUCGGGAAUAUACAGUAGUAGGGGAUGGGGGGGGCGCUCACCGAUCGUUUCUACGGGACUCACUCUACCAUUGUGCGUUCCCGAUCGCAAACGAACGGGCUCGUGGGGGGUUUCGAGCCCCAGGUGUACCACACUUCAGGGUUGGUUAUGACUGGCUGACGACGGCUGAUAGGCCAUAAAUGGCCAUUCCAGUCUCCCUUGACUUUGUCGGUAAUAACAUGCUGCCUAUUCCAUGAGCCGCUGUGCGGCUGCUGGUUGGGCUCGAGAGAGUGCCCGUAAGGCACAACGGAACGAGUGAGUUCCGUAAGAACGAUCGGUGAGCGCCCCCUACCAUUGUACAUUCCCGAUCGAAAACCGACAGGGCAACGGGCUCGUGGCCCAGUGGUUAGAAGUGUGGACUUCUAACAAACAGGUCGCGAAUUCGAGCCUCGGGUGUUCCACGUUUCGGGGUUGAGUAUAACUAGCUGAGGACGGCUAGUAAGCCAGAAAUGGCCCUUCCAGUCUCCCUUGUCAUUGUCGGUAAUACCACUCUGCUUAUUUCCUGCGCCGCUGUGCAGCUGCUGGUUGGGCUCGAGAGAGAGCCCGUAAGGCACAGCGGAACGAGUGAGUGCCGUAAGAGCGAUCGGUGAGCGCCCCCUACCGUGAUUAUUAGCAUGUUUGGUUGAGGCUCGCCUACACUCCACUUACGAGUGUUACCUCGAAGGCGCCUAGGCGCCUAGAAAUCAGCCACCUCAGCAUUAAUGAGCAGUUAGGUAUUUUCGCACAGAAAGCUCUGAUAUAAACACUUCUACGGUCGGUGACCGAUCUCAUGAAAUGUCAACUGAGAUUUUGAAAGGCGUUCUCGAUUAGGAAGAAUUUCUUGAGUGGUGUGGCAGGAUUGAUUACCUGGCGGCCUGAUCUCGGGAUAUUUCAGAGACACCAGGAUGUUGGCUUUUGAUACACUCUUUUUUUAUUGCCCAAAAGCUGCAUUUGUAAAAAAACGACUACUUAAGUAGUAUACAUCUUUCUAUUUAUGUUUGAAGUUCUUGAAAAUAUAAAUAUAUUUUGUAGGAUGGAUGCUUAAAAAUAUUUUGCCUGUAUACAUUUUGCAGCAAAUCACGUGUCCUUCGAAUCUCAUACUAAAAAUGGCUAUCUUACGGUUCUAAUUAAGACCGUAAAAUGUCCAUUCAAAUAGCAGCGUAUCUGUCUGUUCAACAAUGCUUCUAAUUAAGUAUACAACAUAGCCCGAAUCUGCUCUGCUAUAUUACGAUCCCCGUGACACGUCUUCUUAGUGGCUUAUGGGAAUAUAUGUUUUUGUUUACACGGAUACUAUACAGUCUGUAGACCGCAACCCGGAUUUAACGAUGGAUCGAGCUCAAACUUCUUGUGGAAUUUAAAAAGUCUUUUAAAACCUAGAGAUACCCUUUCUUCUGGUAAUCUGCUGCUAAAUGAUUACAAGAAAUAAUACUUGUAUGCGUUUUUUUUAUAAACCAUCGAAAAUCAAUGGAAAAAGGUCCACCACUUAAGUGUUCAUUUUUUGUAGCGUGUGGUCUUUUCAGGCGACAGGAUGUGGCCAAUAAACCAGGAAUGGCAAUCCCAGUCUCUCUUUUUUCUUUUGGCAUUCCUUUCUACAUAGUUCAAUGUGCGCGCACCGCCCAAGCGACUGUCUUUGUCCCUGACUUUACCAGUCGACUAAAAAAGACGGGAAGCCAUGGUGCCAUUUUGUAUAAAUUAGUGUGGGAUUAUAGUCAUUACUGCCCCUUAUCUCGACCCCGCCCGCAUUUUGCCCACGUCAAAAGUGAAUUAAAACCCCCUCCGUGGGGCUGUUUCUGGGCUUCUGUUUCUGAUUUCAUUCCUUUUUGCACUAGUCCUACCGCCCAGGCACAGUGUCUUCGACGCUGGUUGAGCGUCGUCAGGGGUCUCGCGGGGACGCCCCGGCCACCUACGCAACAUCGAUGACCAAUCACUCCACUUCGCGCCAAACUUCGCGGGACAGACAAGAGCAUACGUACACACCGAAACCACGUGCUGCUUCUAAUAUACGUAAGACGAUAACCCAGUUGUGUCCCUCGACAAAGUAAUUGGUGUAUGUUUGCCUCCACUUUACGCCGCUGUGCAAGCUCCUUUCUUUGCUGUGCUCGCUUGUUUCAGGGAGUCCUUUUCCCUGAAAAAAUAUUUUGCAGAAAAAAAAUAUUAAAUACGUAUAGAAGGAUUUAGAAAUAGGUAAUGAGAUGGCUGACCCGCGAGCCAUAUGGAGUCCUAGGAGUAAUAGUAGCAACAGUACGUCAGUUCAGUUUAUUUGAGAGAAAUGUAGGUGUGCACCUUUGAACUCCCUAUUUGUUACUCUGUGGAAGUAUGUCAAGAGUUUGGAAAAGGGGCGACUUCAAAUAACUACGAAGGAAAUAUCAAAAACCGUACAGGUGGAGCAAGCACCUUGUGCGUUAGCAACAUUGAAAGGCAUAUGUACACACGUAGGCGCGUAAUUCAGUAGUUAUUUGUUGUGUACCCGUUCUAGAGAAAAGUUGGCAUGAUCUGGAGUCUGCAGGCGUCAUGGUGAAUGUCAAUAGGGAUGUGCGUAGAGGAUAUAUUGAUAAAAGGUGUCGUCGGCAAGAUUCCAUGCGGUGCUUGCAAUGCCGUAUAUUGUGGCCAGACGGUAAAAUCUGCCUUUAUACGCAUCCACGAGCACCAACUGGCAAUUAAGAGGCGAGAUCAUCUGUGCCAAGUAGCCAUGCAUACCCUAGAUACUGGGUACACCUUCGCCUCGGACGAAACUCGUAUCAUCGGCGUCGGCCCCAUCAAAAAGGCCGAGUUUCUCGAAGCUAUGCACUCUAAUGAGUCAAUCGGCAUAUUUGUCUGGAUGCUGUAUGCACAUAUUUCAAGGAAAAAUGGAAGGGACAAAGGCCAUUCGAUAUAAACUGACGCACAUCGCGAAAGCAACGACAACCUGGGAAACCAGCAAAGUCUAUUACUUCUCCCAACGGACUUAUUCCGUCGAAUUAUACCAACAAAUGUUACUUAAAGGUUUUAGCAGCAUGAUGAUGGCAGUAAAUUUUUCGCAUAAGGCAUCAAGAUGACAGCGGUCGGAUGGGAUUUUGGUGCGUACUUCAAUACUUAACCAGUUUUCAUUUAAAAGCUUCUACGGAUGCAGACAUAACAACAUCCUCGGCUAAAGUAUUUCAUGCUCCAACCACUUUGUUGGAGAAGACAAACUUUCGUGUGAGAAGUUUAGAACAAUAUUUCCUUAGUAUGAAUUUGAAACAGGCAUGCACAUCAAAAUUUAAUGGAACAAACAAAUUUCUCGACGGCUUACCAACUGCAACCUGUCGCUGCAAAACAGGUCAGUUGAGCACCUGCCUAAAUGGCUUCUAGCCAGGAAAAUAAAACUCUACGUCCUUCUAUUACGAAGCACUUCCUAGAUAGCUGUCACUCCGUUGACCCCAAAACAUCCUUCCGAGUAUUAUUUCGGGUACGAACAACCCGAACCUUGCGUUACUUGGAGGCAACCUACAUACGGCGUAAAAUAUCCGACCAACGCAAACAGUCGGACCACGUGGCCAACCUCAGCUUGCCCUAGCAAAUCUCAGCCCUCUGAUCCGCACACCACUCUGCGUGUUAACUUCCCCAUUUUCCAUCCUCAGUCGUGUUUUUAUGUCGCACUUUGUUGAUUAGUCUGCGCAUAGUAAACUAUGGCCUUGCUGUUUUACACUGAUCUUCUCUGUGGAAGUUCGAAUCUCUGUUUCUUUCUCACUCGUUAUCUCUGUUAUGCAGCAACAGGUAGCAGUUGAUAAGCCGUUGCGAAAUUUGUUGGUUCCAACAUAUUCUGCUGUAAGACGAGGUGGCGAGCAUAAGUAGCUUUCGAUAAAUUAUCUUCGGGCCAGUACAGUUAUUUGGGAGCGGGGUAGAAGUAAAACAUGUCAGCGGUAAGAGAAAUCGAUAAAAGUUCGUCUUGAAACAUAGUCCGGGUGUGGGAAUGUGGGGGAGGAGGGGGGAGGGUAAAAGCGGUCAGUGUCAGAGGCGGGGUGAGAGCGGAAGGGUGCGGAGAGUUGCAGCGUUAUUCGGCCUUCGACCACUGUAGGCGCGGAGCCUGAACGCGGUUCUUCCGUGCGUACAAGAUUGGGUUUCGCAACCUAACGGCGGCCGCUUCCGCUGUCGCUAACAGGCGCUGGCCUAGUAGCUUAGGUUAGCUCUAUGGGACCUUAUUCUGCUGUGUAUGCCUGUUUCAAAUUCAUGCCGGGUGUCCAGUCUGACACCAGUCACACUCAGUUCAAGUGGAUGACUUCGCAGGUUAGUCGUAGUUGCUAACUCGAAGAAGUCUUCAGGUACGAGACAGCAGUCCUGUCCGCGCAUGGCACGGAAAGUCUGCAUGAGGUCGCCCCGUAGAUGCCUGUAACUCAAACUAAAAGUGGACGAUGGGCCUACCACUUCGAAUUUAAUUUGGUUAGACGGUGGGACAUCGCCGUAUUUUGCUUGAUCUCAGCCUGUUGGAUGGGACAAACAUAUCCAUAAACCUGAUCAAUUAACGCCCGUCCUACGUUGAUGCAUGUUCCCGAGUACAAUUGAGAAGAGAAGGAGCUCGUGGCUCAAAGGCGAAACGCUGUACUUAUAAAUGCCCAAUAGCCAAAAACCCUGGUUCGAAUCCUAAGUUAACCAGGUCUGCGGUCAGGCGUGACUGGCUAGCGACAACCAAUAAACGUGAAGUGGCCAACUUAGCCUAUCAUGCCCUCGUUGUAAUCCCCUCCUGCUAACCAUUAUUGUCAGCAGCCCCAGCUUAAGCCCUACAUGGUUGAUUUAAGGCAUUUACAACAAGUAAAUUAAUACCUCAUGUUUAUAUGUGAUUCUAACUGUUUAGGAAGUAAAAUGCUCAGAACCAAGCUUACAAAUAGAAUACUUUACGACCGUCCUUAAAAGGUGAUUCCCUCCGCAGGUUUAUUUUUUUCAACGCCAUUUUAUGAGGUAGGACUUCAUCUCUUCGUCUCUUAUUUGUAGUGGAAACGCCCUUGGGUACAACUUUAUUGACUGUCGACGACUUGGUUUCUGGUGCGGAGAGUUCACUCCUCGAAGGUGAGUUUUUUUUGUUUCGGGUGCACACGACUACUUGUUUUUUUUAUUUCCAUCCUGUCCCUGCCGCAGUUGCACCGUAUAAAAGCUCCUACAGUGAAUGACCGAUUACAGGAAAUGUUGGCUGAAAUUCGGAAAUGCGUUUUCCAUUAGGAAGGAUUACUUGGUCGCGGAUGUAAUACUGAUAAUCUUGCGGCAUAAUCUUGUGACAUUUCGGACUCGGCAGGAUGUCAGCUUUUGAAUACACUGCCUUUCCAUCUCCUGUAGAAACCGUAAUCGAUAAAAAUGGUUACUUAAGUAGUAUACAUUUUUCCCACUGAUUUUCGAUGGUCUUGCAAAUUCAAAUAUAUCUUAUAAAAACCAUUAACAAAAUUAUGCUUUCUUUCAGUCAAUUAAUAGAGAAUCACGUCUUCUUUAUAGUUGAUAUUCAAGGAAGGAGUAUAGUUAGGUUUUAAAAAAGUUUUCUAAUUGCCGAAUAAUUUGAAGCCUGGUCAUUCGUUGCAUUAGCGCUUAGAGAUUUCUGCCCGCAAGGUGCAUGCGUUCUGCGUAAAGAAAAUCACAUAUUUUUUUAUAUUAUUAAAAAGAUAUCAUACAGAGUUCAUAAAAUGUUGCAAUGGAUGCGGACUAUGUUGUACAUUUCAUGAGGAGCUGUGGUAUACGGUCAGUUACGAUGCUAUGUGAAUGGACAUCGCGCGGUCUUAAAAACUCUCAUAAUUAGAAACUUUUUUUAAAACCUAAUUGUACUCCCUCCUUGAGUAUGAGCUAUAAAAAAGACGUGAUUCGUUAUUAAUUGACUGAAAGAAAGCAUGAUUUUGUUUAUGGCUUCUAUAAGAUAUAUUUGAAUUUUCAAGACCAUCGAAAAUCAACGGGGAAAAAUGCAUGCUGCUUAAGUAACCAUUUUUUGUCGAUUACGGUUUCUACAGGAGAUGGAAAGGCAGUGUAUUCAAAAGCUAACAUCCUGCCGAGUCCGAAAUGUUAUAAGAUUAUGCCGCAAGAUGGUCAGUAUUACAACCGCGACCAAGUAAUUCUUCCUAAUGGAAAACGCAUUUCCGAAUUUCAGCCAACAUUUCCUGUAAUCGGUCAUUCACUGUAUCUGAGUUAUACUCCACUGUCAGCGUCCCUUACGCGAAUCUCCCAUUUCCGAACGAUGCCGCCUUCUGUUUACAUCCCUAACUCUCGUCAACAAUGGCCGUCAUAAUAUUGCUUCCCAAUCGCGGUCGCCAUGGUUAUGGCAGGGGAAAGAUACAUGUGUAGAUUACCCCCGUCGUAAACUCAGUCGCACAACGCCUAUCUUCGUCAGAAACUAGAACUUUUUCUGAGGGCGCGUGUGGCAACUGGGGACAUCACUUUGGCGGCAAGUGUUUGUCAAGAAAGAGAAUCGGACUGAAGACCCCCUUAUAUUUUGGAUCUGCCUUUUUGCUAUCCCAGUCAUGCCUGUAAGUCCUGAGAACCGAUCGAUAUGCUGUUCUUUCUGACUAGUAAAGCGGCUGUUUCGCUGUCUGGGUAACAUUCUACCGGGAAGGUAGGAUAGUUUUAUUAUAUUCAGUGACUUUACAGGUCUUGGGAGGCUGUAGACUGACUCGGUAUCUGCAAGACCGAGUCCCAGGCUGCAACGGCCCCUAUUCUAUUGUGACCUUUACGGCAUCCUGACAUAUGUGACGACCGAGCCUACCUUGCCGCAGCCUGACACUCGGAAUUGAGGACUGGCUGUGUGAGGCACGCGUAGAUGUGCGCUCGCCGAUCGUUCUUACGGAACUCACACGUUCCGUUGUGCCUUACAGGCUUUCUCUCGAGUCCAACCAGCAGCCGCACAGCGGCGCAUGGUAUUACCGAUAAAGACUAGGGAUACUGGAAUGGCCAUUUCUUGCUUAUUAGCCGUCGUGAGCCAGUCAUACCCAACCCCGAAGCGUGGAACACCCGAAGCUCGAUCUCGCGACCUGUUAGUUAGAAGUCCACGCCAUACCAUACUGCCUAUAUCAUGCGCCGUUGUGCGGCUGCUGGUUGGGCUCGAGAGAGAGUCUGUAAGGCACGACGGAACGAGAGUAUUCCGUAAGAACGAUCGGUGAGCGCCCCCUACCAUUGUAUAUUCUCGAUCAAAAACCCACAGGGCAACGGGCUCGUGGCCCAGUGGUUAGAGGUAUGGACUUCUAAAGCAACAGGUCGAGAGUUCGAGCCUCGGGUAUUCCACACUUCGAGGUUGGGUAUGACUUGCUGACGACGGCUAAUAAGCCAAAAAUGGCCAUUCCAGUCUCACUUGUCUUUGUCAGUAAUAACAAACUGAUGCUCGAACCUACCUUGUUGCAGCCUGACACUCGGAAUUGAGGACUGGCUCGUGUGUGGCGCGCGUAGAUGUGCCACCUAGCUCAGCAGGCCACUGCGUCCUCGCCCACCGUGCGUCACACUGACCUUAUUAUUGGAACAAUGUGGGUAGGGAAAGAGAGCUUGCGGUCGACGAUGUGAUAAACUACUCAACUGUAAUUUCGGUCGUCGCGAACGAUGAUAUCCACAGCGGGAAUUAGUUCAUAGCGAUAGCAGACUUAUGCAACGUUUUCCACGCGUGAACUUAGUGACAAGACUGAGUUAGGACGACUAGAGGUGGGCUGGGGCACAGGGACUGGCAAGGUUAAACAACCCCUCUACGCGGGCCACCCACGGGUCGUGUCCACAAAUACGCACAGAGUUUCUCGCAAAACAAAAGGGGCGGCUGGUAUCGCAGUCGAAUGGAAGUGCCAUAGAGGACACAUUAAAAAGGGACCAUUGCAAUCUGACUCUCCAUCCCGAGAGUGUCGAGUUGCCCAGUCAGUUUAUAUCCUUCCAAGUGUCGACCUCACGCUCUCUCUCUCUCUCUUCCCUCCCCCUUACAUCAGUCCGUUCUCAGAGCCGGUCAGCCAUGUGAUGUGGAAAUCGCGUGCGAAUGGCUGAUGCGGUGUGAAGCUUGCGCCUCGACAUGUCAGCACUCUUCCUCCUCCUCCCCUCCUUUCCCUUUUUGGGGAAAAAUUAGACCCCUUACUUCAAAACGGCCGAGAUGUUUAAGGUCUUGUCCUCGGAUAAGAUCGAUGCUAGGAUCCCAGAUAGGACAAGUAAAACUCUCCUGUAGAGAAAAGUCCAGGACGUACUGAGGAUCCGCACCAACUCCACAAGAGUUUUCUUUGCCUGCCUGGUUGUAAUGCCUUCCGGUCCGUUUAACGGCAUGAUUGAGCCCCUGUACAUAAGAUACGCCUUUAUUUCUUUGGAUGUUUAUGUUUUUGAGAGUUAUAGUAUCAACAAUGAUAAAAGUGAACUUUGAUUACCUGAAUAGUCGUCCAAAUUGUUUGUUUGAUCAAGUACUGUUUACAAGGACUUAUAAACCUCUAGACAAUGAAACAAACAGUACCCAAUAGUCAUGAGUGCGGUGUGCCCUGAAAUUUUAUGAGUACUCCAAUUUUGCGCAAGUUGUGUCUGGGAACUUGCAGCUUCCCUACUAGAUAGUGUAUUUCUAAAUUCAAAGCGGUCAAUUUAAAAAACGUUCGUGUCACUAUCAGUAACAUGAAAUGCGCCUUACAACUACUUCGGUGGUUAUUAUAUGGCUUACCUUCACGCAUUUCAAAGAGCGAAUUCCGACGCAAUUUUUAUCGUUUUACUUUGAUUGACGUUAAUAUUCAAUGGAUUGUCUUGGUGCAAUGGUAGUUCCUUAAUCAGAUCAUACGCGUCCGAGGUUAAAGGCAACGCUAUAACGCAGUCUGAUUGACUCGAAUAUUUUUUGUGGCUCUGUAAUAAUAGGCAUUAAGAUAAACAAAGCACAACAGAGUUAACAAGGAUAGAUAUAAAAAAUGAAAGGUGGACAUAUAUUCGAUAGUAUUAGAACAGCAAUCUCGCGAAUGACACCAAUACAUAGCGGUCUGUUUAAAUGCGAAUGAGUCGAGAACAACAAACACGGGGAGUCGACCAGUGGGAAUGCAAGUAGCCAAACUCUUACUCGAGUAAGGCCUGGUUACUAAUAUUCACUUAGUAGGAAGGUACAACUGGAAUAAAACACUGACGUGCGGAAUGUCGCAGUUCCUGAUCACCUAUGCAGAACAGCUGCAGGAGACAAUUUGGUCAGCAGUCUGUGUACACGCGGAUCUCCGAAAACAUUAUCCCGGAUUUGCAGGGAUCUAUUAACAAAGUCGAUGACUUAAUGUGACAAGCGAUUGAAGUUAGUGUGUAACACAAUGCCAAAUUAAUUCUCACAUGAUAACCUGCUGGAGUGGUGCUAGGAAGCCAGCUUCGAUCAACUUGAGAAUUACUUCACUUUCUUCUGCAGAGGCUUCUGUACCCUCAACCAGCUCUUACAGAAACUCUUCGCAAAGGCUUUUGUUUUUCCCAUCAUUUUGCUGAAAAAAAUGGACCGCCUUGAAAGUUGCUGGUUGAAAUGUCAGAAUUUUCCCAGCAUCAGAAAGUGAUCCGGUGAUUCCGUUAAGAUUACAACCAGCACCUGGGUUUCACUUUGUCUAAGCUGUUCUCUAAAAAAAACUUUACUCUUGCUUUCCACACGAAGAAGAGGCCUUAUAUCCAGAUGCGUUUAGAGUAGAUCGAAGUGUACACUGUCCACGCCUUUAUGAGGAUGUUUCAAUGAUUCCUAUAAUUACCGGUUUUCUAAAGCGGGAAUGUUCCUUUUAUCAGUACUUCCUUUGAAGGACUUUUGAUAUGACAGAACUUUCCGCUCGCGCAAAAUUCCAGGAGGGGUGAACAUUCCGUGUUGUGGUCGUAACGCUAACCGAAUCCCUAACCCUGCCUUAAUCUUAACCCUUGGCUUAACUCCAACGUUGGCCCUCAACUUAAACUUAAAUCUAAUCCUUACCCUGUUGCUAACACCACUCUCCCCCCCCGAAUGGGGGUGGGCUUCCUUCUCCCGUGUCUUGCCGAAGUUCCAACUUCCUGCAGACAAAAGGCUUGAAACUAACUCUUUCCAAUCCUCGGUAAAAAGCCUGUCUGCUACUCAUAACUGGCACAAGCUAUUAAAACUAUUUUCGCCCAAAAGCCAGACUCGCUACAUGUCAGUCAGUAAGGCAACCUUGUUUUGGUAAUUUUCCCCUGCUUAUGGAAUUUUUCGACGCUUCCCCAACUGUUUGAGGAAUUUCGUUGAUUUCCGUUCCUGUGCAAAUAAGGACUAGGGGGACCGCGCCUAGGUGUGUGUUCGGAAUCGCAGUCAUUAACGCCUAGUUCACCAAGCAGGCACUACUGAACCCCCUGGCUUGCAGUCGUAAACCUGGGAGGUUCAAAUAAUCGUCUCUGACAUAUUUGCCCUCGUUAAUCGGCAGUCUUCUCAGCCCGCUGCAUGGAAGACCUAUGACUUAAACUGAAAUGUAUAUUUAGUCAAUUAUUAAACAUGAAGCUCUACCAGCUGAGGCGCGGGCCCACCUUCUGUUGGAUGGGACUGUAAAUGUUCAAGUUCAUAUAUAAGUGUUGGAUUGUAAGGCAAAAUGAACCUCUUGUACUCUAGUCUUCAGGCAGCCCAAGGAGGUGAAUGCCACAUCCACGACAUGAUAGGUGCUUGAUGCGGAUUACGGGAUUUACUAUAAACAUACUACUAACAUGAUUUCAACAGGUCCUUUUUGUGCAUUAAACUCGACCCAUAUGAAAUUUGCACAGUGCGAAUGCAGUGAACAACUUUUUCGCAUUUAUGUUCCACUAUUAGAUUUAUGCAUUCUGCACAUUAAAACUGCAUGUUAAUUUUUCUGCUACUUAACUAUUUUUCCUUACACCUGUACUGUCUAAGUGGAGUUUUCAGGACUUCUGUCGUUUACUCCAAAUAUACUGACCGAUGCAACGACAACACACUACAAUACCUCCUUCUUUGUAACUAUAUAUUGCCGGUAUAUUCGGACCUUUCUAUUCAAUAACCUCACAGCAUAUCGGAGGGUAGUUAUCACCGCGGAACAGCAGUUGACAUCUUGUUGCUUCAAACAAACUGACUGCCGCAUCUAACAGAAUUGCCCUGUGUAGCCGACAGUCCUUACAUACGUCUCCGUAUUCCUAGUCUUUUUUCGACAUUAUAUCAAAGUCUUCAGCUUAUUAAUCUUCGUCGUUGACCUGGUGUUCUUUGAACGACCAUUAGGUCUGUAGGCUUGUUGUAAGUAAAGAUAAUUUCAGCGUUUUCGCUUAUUAGGCGUUUUGUCAGAUUUUGAGUAAUGUAUGUUGACCUAACUGUGAAAACCUCAGCGACCUCGGUGGGAUUUAGACCCACGACAGCAAGGGCAAGGCUUGAGUGCAGCCAACACUAGUCACCUGAGUUCCGUGGUCCCAUCGGGAACCGUGAGUUUAAUCACAUCUGGGUCAAGUCGCCCGCCCAGCCAUGAUAGAGCGGGCUGCCUGUCCAAACAGGACUUCAUAAGUAACAAAUCUAGAAUCCACCAGAAGACUACAAGACUCCCUUAAUUUUAUAGAUGCCUUGGGAGAGUGUGAAAAAUUUAUUUUUGCUUAGUCAUUUGAUGUUAAGUUUCCGGUGUGCCUGCAAGAGCAACUACAGUUAGUGAACUAACUCAUCAAAUGCGUCGAAAUUUACGAAUGAUUGCCAAUCACUCGCAAACCGACACCAUUUCAUGAGUCCAAUGUCUAUGUUAGUUAAUUACAAGUUUAAAAGAAUUAAAAACAUAAAAGGAAUAUUAAAGGCAGUGUUGCGUUGUUUAGAAAUACCGAUUUCUUUAGAAAAUCGCAAUAUCCCGAAAACGUCAGAAAUGGUUCUAAUUUAGUUACCUCUUUAGAAAGUGCUUUAUUACUGCACUCCGUUGACGGGUCUCUGUGUACUUUGCCUUUUUGCACGAUGAGGCCAAAUAAAAAUAUGACACGUUUGGCCGUUUCUUUCGUGUCCCUAAGAAAUACUAAUAUUUUUCUACCGUAAUCGAUUCCCAAUCCUGUCAGAGAAUGCAUCUCAGCCGUCCCCGUCGUUGAGUCACGACUCGCCGGCUCUAUUGAGCAUAGGAGACUUGGCCAAUCUCACGUCUGAAGACGAACAGGAGCAGGAACAAAAGCCCGAAAAUGCGGGAGUUAGUCAAGAGAUCGUGAGCUAUCAUGAGGAAUCCGACGCCUACAGUGAAGACUUCGAGUCAGAAGACGAAACGGAGGUAGUGGACAAACGGGAAUCGCCAAGACUGCCCACCAGCACAUCUUCGGAUGCGACGCAGAGUGAUAAACACAGCAGCCGGAAUGGCAAACAAAAAACUGAGGGUAGGCAGAAAUCUUGAAGAGAGGCACCUUUACAACCCCACUGCCUCGUACUUGUGGUCAUAUUUCCAUUUAUAUAAGUGUUCUACUUAAUAUGAAACAGUAGCACCUUCUGUUUUGAACUUAAAUUGUGCUAUUUAUCAUGUGACAAACUGCUGAUGAUCAGAUCGUGGAGAAUCGCGAGGGGCGUGAUGUCUGUCAUAUCAAGAGGGGGGGGGGGGGUCGUCCUCAGCCAGUCAUACGCAAACUCAUUCCCGGGGGCCUCGAUGCUUGGCCCCAGACCUGCUGGCCGCUGAAUCACGGGGUCACACUCCGUCCACUACGAUCAAGAGCACUCAUAAUCACUGCUGUUGACCACUCGUCGCUAAAUAAACGUCUUUUGUGCCUGAGGGCAAAGCAGAGAUUUGGGAUUACUACUCCCUCGUGUCUAUUGUAGUUAUUGGAGAAUGUUACGGACAGUGACAGAGACAGUGGGAUUGCCUUUUCUGGCAUACCAGUCGUCAUCUGCCAAUCAGUGCUAUUUCAAUUGCAGGUGCUGGCCCACCCCAAGUCUGCACCCCAGACGUUUAAUGGCCAACUCAGGCUCACACGACUGCAAUAAAGGGCUCAUGCCACGUCGGCUGAGAUCAGCUCCAGAGAAGAGUAUAAAUGUCCCGCGAAGUACAAUGCGACGACAUCGCAAGGCUCCCAAAUUCAAAACUUGGGGAAGACAGAGUUGCUGAUAGAAGCGAACAGGCGAGUCCCAGGUAGCAGUUCAGAAGAUGAAGAUGCGAUCACUGGAACAAGAAGUUUAUUUGCCUGACGUUUCGGAUUCUCACUGCAGGGGAUGACAACCGCGUGAGCCGCGAACUGCUCAAGUCAUGGUUCUCAGGCCCGCAAUCCAUCAACAAGCACAAUGACCUCCCGGAACCAUAUUCCGUGCUGAGAUUUUCCCUAGGCAGGAGAAUCAGUCACGUGGGGAGGCCGCGGGCGAGCAAUGUUCACAGUGGCAGUUAGCCAAUUUGCCGAGCAAUCGUCACAUCAGCAUCCAGCACGGAUGACGAAAUAACGGCUAUUAACGACUCGGACUCGGACCGCCAAGCCACCGCCGCAUCAAUUACGACCCCAGCGGCGAUUGCGAGAACUGUUAAUUGCAGUGCGCAUACGGUCCCACGCCAGCCACGUGCUAUAAAUACUGCACUCCUGGUGCCACCUUCACCUCUAUCUGCGAAUGUCUCUGAUGAUGGAUUCGAGUGAGAAUCCGAAACGUCAGGCAAAUAAACUUCUUGUUCCAGUGAUCGCAUCUUCAUCUUCUGAAGACAGAGUUAUUGGACAAGCUUUACUGAGGUUAGGAAGUGUACACACGACACAGCACGCAGUGACAUCAAGUGUGCCACCAGCCGAGCCCAGCCGCUUUAUAUUGCUAACUCCUGUACGAAGCACGUGCAUGCACCUCGGCUUUGUCUCCCUGCAGCCAAUCAAAGAAGAGUGAAUCGUCGACUGGUGUCGAGCUCUCGCCAUGCUGGGGCUGAGUUACGCGUGGUUCGAGCAACGAAUCGGCAUGGGAAGUUCAAUAAAUCGAAAGCAGCAUGAGUGAGCGGCCUCAUUGACGAUUGCUUGGGCUGACUGCCACAGUAUUCCCCGGGUUAAACCGAGUGCGACGCUUAAGGAAUCGUUCCAGUCUAAGAAAAUCAGUACUCCAACGGUCGGGAGACUGAACAUGACGUCACAGAGUGUUAUAUGGUCGUAAGGUGGAGGAACAGGGGUAGGGGAUUACAGGGCUCGUUCCCAUGAGUGCUCAGGACAGCAGGUUUGAGGCGGUCCACGCUCACGACCACCAGCGAGUUCGGCGUUGGAUCCAGAGCUUCCUUGUUCCUCGAGAAACAACGUGGAAGGGACCUUCCUAGGGCGCUUCCAUUGGCCGGCGAACUCGAUCACGUCAAAGGAAAGCGUGGCAGCAUGUUUCCAAUUCCUUCUCGAGACAAGACUUGGAGACCGUUUACUUUGGGCGGAGCCUUAAGGACUGUCCGCGUGGAUUGGCCCAGGCAGUACUGGAGGUUGGUCAGGUCAAAAGCGACGUGAGUGAGCGGCUGCACUGGCGAUCGCGAGUGGAUUGUCGCGCUCAGUUCUGCAACAAUAAUUACCGUUGCACGCCAUUCCCGCGUCGCAGUUAUCAAACGCGCGCAAAAUUCAUGCAAAUAAAAAAAAACUUCUGCAAAAAAAUCAUUCCAGUAGUAGGCAUUAACCAGGGCGCCAUUUUUUUCUUAUUUUUAGACAUGUCUUACCACUCGCAUUCCUCUGCCUCCUCGCGGAGACACAAAAGUCGCACGCCCAGUUCAUCCUCCACGGAGCACUCCUAUCGCAAAUGGAGGAAGAACAGGCAGUCAAAACAGGCGGAACGUUCAUCAAAACGGUGA
Spirometra erinaceieuropaei is the source of this 21028-nucleotide messenger RNA. The record is from the annotation of a GenBank genome assembly. NCBI's taxonomy places the organism in Eukaryota, Metazoa, Platyhelminthes, Cestoda, Diphyllobothriidea, Diphyllobothriidae.